GACACAGCUCUGAACACGAAGUGGCAAUGGAACUACGAACACGCUCUGCACUUCAUCUUCUUCCCAAGCCACCCUUCAACUCCUCCAUCUCCUUCUUCUCCUCCCAACCACUCUCACUCCCCGAACCCAAUCCCCAAGACCAGAAACGCCAUCAGAAAGUUCAAAAGCUUCAAUCAUUACUCCACCAGGAUCGCAUCAAAACCGCACGAAGGUUCCUCAAAUCGCUUCUCCUCUCCAAAACAACCUUCUCUUCCCUCUCUGAACUCCACGCAUUCGUCUCAAAACCCAUAUUUUCUGAUACCCUUUUAUGGCUUUGUUCCAGUCCCAAAACGCUCAACGAUGCCACCGAGCUUUACUCUUCCAUGAGAAAAGACGGCGUUCUCCCCUCUGUGCGUUCUGUCAACCGUUUGUUCGAGACUCUGGUCGGUUCAAAGCAGUUUGAGAAAGUUCUUGCUGUGUUUACUGACAUGGUGGAAUCUGGGAUUCGGCCUGAUGUUGUGUCUUAUGGGAAAGCUGUUGAGGCUGCGGUGAUGUUGAAGGAUCUUGAUAAGGGUUUUGAGUUGAUGGGUUGCAUGGAGAAGGAAAGGGUUGGUCCUUCUGUUUUUGUGUAUAAUUUGGUGUUGGGUGGGUUGUGUAAAGUGAGGAGGGUCAAGGAUGCUCGGAAGCUGUUUGAUGAAAUGUUGCACAGAAACCUGGUUCCGAAUACGGUCACUUAUAAUACGCUUAUCGAUGGGUACUGUAAGGUGGGUGAGAUGGAAAAAGCUUUUAGUUUGAAGGCGAGGAUGAAGGCCCCAAAUGCGGAGCCGAGUGUAAUCACGUAUAAUUGCUUGUUAGGGGGACUUUGUAGUUCGGGGAGGGUGAACGAUGCGAGGGAGGUGUUGGUGGAGAUGGAGGGGAAUGGUUUUUUGCCUGGUGGGUUUUCGCGUAUUGUGUUUGAUGAUGAUUCAGCGUGUUCAAAUGGUAAUGGCUCGUUGCGUGCAAAUGUAGCAGCAAGGAUUGAUGAGCGUACUUAUAGUGCUUUGUUGAAUGGAUUUUGCAGGGUGGGUAGGAUUGAAAAGGCCAAGGAGGUUUUGGCCAAGCUUGUGGAGAAUGGAGUUGUUCCGAGCCAGAUAUCAUAUAAUAUACUAGUGAAUGCAUAUUGCCAUGAGGGUUACGUUGAGAAAGCUAUACAGACAGCUGAACAAAUGGAGGAAAGAGGGUUGAAACCUAGUUAUGUCACCUUCAAUACUCUGAUUAACAAGUUCUGCGAAACUGGGGAGGUGGACCAGGCUGAGAGAUGGGUUAAGAAGAUGCUGGAGAAGGGUAUUGCCCCGACUCUGGAGACGUAUAAUUCUUUAAUAAAUGGAUAUGGCCGAAUUAGCAAUUUUGUCAAGUGUUUUGAGAUUCUUGAAGAAAUCGAAAAGAAAGGGAUGAAGCCUAAUGUUAUAAGCUACGGUUCUCUGAUCAAUUGUCUAUGCAAGGAUCGUAAGCUUCUUGAUGCUGAGAUUGUGCUAGGGGAUAUGGCAAGUCGUGGAGUUUCUCCAAAUGCAGAAAUAUAUAAUAUGCUCAUUGAAGCUAGUUGCUCAUUGAGUAAAUUAAAAGAUGCCUUCAGAUUUUUGGAUGAAAUGAUAAAAAAUGGAAUAGAUGCAACUCUUGUGACAUAUAAUACCCUGAUACAUGGGCUGGGAAGAAAUGGAAGGUUGGCGGAAGCCGAGGAUAUGUUUCUCCUAAUGACUAGCAAAGGAUAUAAGCCGGAUGUGAUAACAUACAAUUCCCUGAUCUCCGGAUAUGCCAAUUUAGGAAACACCAAGAGAUGCCUUGAAUUGUAUGACAAUAUGAAGACGCAAGGCAUAAAGCCCUCAAUUGGGACUUUCCACCCUUUGAUCAAUGAAUGCAAGAAGGAAGGUGUGGUGACAAUGGAGAAAAUGUUUCAAGAAAUAUUGCAGAUGGAUUUGGAUCCAGAUCGAGUUGUUUAUAAUGAGAUGAUUUACGGUUAUGCUGAAGAUGGAAAUGUUCUGAAGGCAAUGUCUUUGUAUCAACAGAUGAUUGAUCAGGGAGUGGAUUCUGACAAGGUGACUUACAAUUACUUGAUUCUAGCACACCUUAGAGAUAGAAAGGUUUCCGAAACAAAGCAUCUUAUUGAUGAUAUGAAGGCCAAGGGACUGGUUCCAAAAACUGAUACAUAUAACAUUCUGGUUAAGGGACAUUGUGACUUACAAGAUUUCAGUGGUGCGUAUUUCUGGUAUAGGGAAAUGUCAGACAGUGGUUUGUGUUUAAAUAGUGGAAUCAGCUAUCAGCUGAUAUCAGGACUUAGAGAGGAGGGAAUGCUGCAAGAGGCUCAAGUUGUGUCCUCAGAAUUGAGUAGUAGAGAACUGAAAGAAGACUGACAAAAAUAAUACACACCACUGUUGUGUUCUAUCAAUCAUUCUUUUGCUGAUAUUAUAGGCUUGCUGUUACCCUUGGAGAGGAGACGAAGUCUGAUACCCGGGGAUUAGAAGUUAAAUAAGCACAAGCUCUACCUUGUCGGAAUUCUCAUAUUCUAAAGGUUACCUCUUAUUGUAAGUUUUUAACGGAUUUUUGCUGGUUAUAUUAUCAACUUCAAAGAAAUAUCUUCACUAAAGGAUCAUGCAUCACUUAGCUGGUUGUCAUUGUUGAUAGUUGUUUGUGAGGCUGAAAUUCUACCAGACCUGUCAAAAAGGAACAAAUGGUAAUAAACUUUCGGUACAGUUACAGAGACAUGUGAUGGCAAGCUUGUCUAAAUAUGACAAGGAUCUAAAGAAAAUGCCAGAAAAGUUUCAGUAACCAAGAGAAUCAUUCCAAACUUGUAUUUGGCAUAUCCUUCUUUUGCAUAGGAUGAUAUUUGAACUGCUCAACAAAUUAAGCAUGAAUUUGGUAGACCUGACUGACUCGUUUAGAAAGAUUGCAUGUCAAAGUAGAGUUGUAACUGGUAAGAUUAACUAAAAAGCUUGAGUUCGAAUGUUGCUGGAAGUUUGGUUGUCUGGCAAACAUAAAAUAGAUUACUCAUUGUAAUGGGGCAAAUCUUGUGUUGCAUUUUCACACUAAUAUUAUUGUUUCCUCUAUCAAUUUAUACUAGAUAGUUUCUAGUUUCAAAUGAAUUGUUGAGACUUGGCAAUGUCAAGUGAAAUAGUGUCUAUCUCUUACUUAAAAGGAGAUAGAUACAAAAUAUUUGAGGAAACUUGAGAUUGAGAGAGAUU
Messenger RNA from Lotus japonicus, 3194 nucleotides. RefSeq names its product pentatricopeptide repeat-containing protein At5g12100, mitochondrial. Gene Ontology annotation, molecular function: protein binding. NCBI's taxonomy places the organism in Eukaryota, Viridiplantae, Streptophyta, Magnoliopsida, Fabales, Fabaceae. The coding region runs from base 27 to 2366 and encodes 779 amino acids. The record is from RefSeq and is a predicted model, not a curated record. The transcript is spliced from 2 exons.